This is a messenger RNA of Erythranthe guttata (spotted monkey flower), 3553 nucleotides long. Its product is annotated as la-related protein 1A. The record is from RefSeq and is a predicted model, not a curated record. Gene Ontology annotation, biological process: mRNA stabilization. NCBI's taxonomy places the organism in Eukaryota, Viridiplantae, Streptophyta, Magnoliopsida, Lamiales, Phrymaceae. Gene Ontology annotation, molecular function: RNA cap binding.
UAAUAAUAAUUAUUAUUUAUUGUUAUUAUAAAAACUCAGAGUCAAUCUUUACAACAUUGGUUUGAAAACUUACAGCCCUAGUCCCCCGUCUCUCUCUACUUCUGCCCCCACCCUUGUUUUUCGUCAUGCUCCCGCCACCUUUCUCCUUCACCACCGCCGCCGCCGCUUUACCCUAGAAAUCACUUUCGAUUCAAAUUCUAGGUUUCCGAACCCGCACUUAUUCUCUACGAUCAAUCAAUCUUCCUUCUAUUAAAUUUUAAUUCGAAUAAACCCGUCUUAAAUACUUGUUCCGUUGGUAGUUUUAGGGAUGGGUGGUGAUGGGGGUAAUGGUGGUGGUGGUGAUCGCCUUGAUGAUCAGAGUGACGUCGUUGUUGUUGCCCCUCCAAAGUCUCCGUGGAAGACUUCUUCCACCGCUUACUCGGCUGUGAGGGCUGAUUCCGACGCUUGGCCGGCGCUCUCAGACGUUCGUCACCGUACGAAGGAUGAUGUCAAUGCUCAAUCCAAUUCCCCCAAGUUGCCUCUCCAGCCGUCGAAAUUCGGGGCUGAUGGUUGCGGUGCUCCUCCGGCGGCUCCUCCGCCGGUCCCAUGCGAGCAGCAGAAGUUCCAUGAACGUGGUAACACCAAGUCCUUCCGUAGGCCUCACAAUAUGCAUCAAAACAAAACUGGCCCCAAGCAUGGCCCAAAUGGUGUACCUCCAUAUCUUGUUCCUGUACACUGUUAUCAACAACCCGGUACCCCGUAUUUUCGACCUAUGUUUCCCUUUAGGCCAGUGGCUGUCCCUGGAUAUAGUUAUAAGGUUCCUCCUAGACCUUUUCUGAGGCCUGAUGGUCAACUGGUGAAUCCUGGUAGUGAUUCUGCUCAAGCUUUUGUUCCGCCAGCAAAUGGGGGUUUCCGACCUCCAGCACAUGCUGAUUCCAGUGCCCGUGAUCCCAGAUAUACUGGAAGAAGGCCUGGUGCAGAAGGACAAAAUGGCCAAUUUAAUUCUUCCUGGAAUAAUCAACGGCCAAUUGCUUUUAACAACUUCCAUAUGCAACAAGAUAUAGGGCCAAGGCCUUUCAUAAGCCCCCCUGCUUUUAUUCCUAGUGGUUUUGUUGAUGUGUCAAACUUCCAAGGUCCACCAGGAGCUAUGCACUAUCCACCUCCUCCUCCAGGCUAUGUUAAAGUAACUUACCCACCGUUCUUGGUUCCACAUCCUUUUAACCUCGGAGUACCUCCGCCAGUCUCGCCUACAACAGCCUUGAGAGCUAGAAUUGUAAAGCAAAUUGAAUAUUAUUUCAGUGACAAGAAUCUGCAGGGUGACCACUACUUGAUUUCCUUGAUGGACGACCAAGGCUGGGUUCCUAUAUCAAUCAUCGCUGGCUUUAAAAUGAUUCGAAGACUGAAUGUGGAGAUACCAUUUAUUCUAGAUUCAUUGCAGGUUUCAGAGACAAUCGAAGUGCAGGGUGAGAAGGUGAGGAGACGCAACGAGUGGUCAAAAUGGAUUCCAGUUUCUCUGGUCAGCAAAUCUUCAUCUCACGUUCGAGAUGCUGUGAACAAUGAUGAUUCCAAUGAAAAUAAGAGGGACAACAAAGAAACAAUGAAACUCCCCCCAUCAAAUGGAAGCUCUGUGGUUCCUACACUAUCGAGUGCAGAUAUCGUAAAAGGUUCCAUAAAUUAUGAUACAGAGCAGAGCGAGGACAAAGUUCUGGCAUGCGGUGAAGCACAAAAAGUUACUCUGGGAAAUAGUAACUCAAGCAUGGGGUUGGGAUUUCAACCUGAUGAUGGGAAUGAUAGCACUAAACACUAUGAUGAAUCAAUUUUCCCAGCUGUUGCACAAGGAGCUGGUACUGUGACGUCUAUCGUUCCUGUAAACCAUGAAAGCAAAGAGAUGCAGGUUUGUUCAGAUCAGCAUGUAAAGAAUUUGGAUGACUUGUCUAAUGAUUCUUCAAACAUUAUGCUUGAUGAAGAACUGGAAGUGGAGCAGAAAAGGAUAGAGAACGAUCAUCCUUCUAGCUUGGAAAGGGUUGAUGACGAAAAUGAGGAAAUGUUGAGUAAAGAUGAAUCGGUGAAGAGGCUUGUUAUUGUCACUCAGAAUAGUGGAUUGAACGGAUGUCCCGGUGAGGAAUCAAAGACAGUAUCCAGAGAUCUUGCUUCUGCUCUAAACGACAGCGUCCAUAUUUAUGAACAGGAAUUACACUCAAAACAAUCAGAAAGCAGGAACAAAAACUCCAGAUAUUCUGCUAAUGUUGCUGUCGCAGAGAAUUUGAGAUCUGCUCAUUCUAAUGGAAGAAGCAGCUGCGGAGGAUCUGGAAAUUCUAAUUCUGAUAGGAAGCCAAAUAAAGGCAGCUCGAAGCUGAAUUCCAUUCAUAAGCAGGGGCUAUUCUGUGGCAAUAUCAGAGCUCAUUUAAGUGACCGAAAUUCUCUUGGAGCAUUAUCUGAGAGUCCACCAAGUGAUGCAGUUGGUUUUUCCUUUGGUUCUAAAUCUCCAGAUAGUGACGGGUCUGGGGAUUCAGAGUUUAGUUCGUCACCUCACCUACCAUCUGACCAUCUAAUUCAUAAACUUCUAGAUAAUAAUGGUUUCGAACAGCAACUGUACGAGAAGUUUGAAGAAUGCUGCCUCAGUGAACGAGAGAAGCUGGGCAUUGGUUGCAGUGAGGAGAUGAAUAUAUUGUACGGUUUUUGGUGUUAUUACUUAAGGGACGUGUUUACCCCUUCCAUGUAUGAUAAAUUCCAGAAGUUGGCUGUAGAAGAUGCUGCAGCCAGUUACUAUUAUGGACAAGAGUGCCUAUUCUGGUUUUACAGAUAUAGCUUGGAGAGGAAUUUCAGAGAGGACGUCUACGAGGACUUUGAACAGCUGGCACUUGACUUCUAUAAGAAAGGAGACCUUUAUGGCCUGCAAAAGUAUUGGUCAUUUCACCAUCAUAGGGAGCUCAAUGACAAGAGUGGAGUACAACUGAAAAGGCAUGCAGAACUUGAUAGGCUGCUCAAGGAAGAAUACCGUUGUUCUGACGACUUCAUCAGGGUCGUUAUCUAAGAAUGCUACCGCAAAAGAGGAUCAACAUUAGGCCUUUUUUUGGCCGAUGACUGUGUACCUUGAGAGUUUCAAAUCAACUAACGGAAAACUCGAUUUUUGCGGGAAAAAGGAGAAUUAUAACAUUUUGUAGAGCUUUAACUGAAGCUGGUGGCCCCAUUUUCUGGUUUGGGUUUUUUUUGAGAUUCUUUUUUGUAUAUAAACUAUCUUCACGGGGUAGUUAUUGUCGCCCCAUCAAGCCGAUAGAAUGUUCGAUACCUGAAAGAGUUCUUUUUUAAGGUCUCUGAAUGUGUAUCUUUUUUGGAAGGUGUUCAAUGGCUUGAUGGGGCAUUUUCUUUUCUCUAUUAGGUUCCUAACUUGUAUAUAAUGCAAGUAUCAAAAAACCCAAAAAAAAAAAAAAAAAAAAAAAAAGAAAAAAAAAUUGUAGGAAGACAUCCAGAUGUUUUAUAACAUUUAAUUUCUGGAAAUUAGACGGAAAGUUUGAAAGCCGGAUAGGCCUUUGUGUUUUUGUUUUAUAUAUAAGUUUUAUCGUAUUUUUUUCCC